Messenger RNA from Acanthocheilonema viteae, 6012 nucleotides. The record is from the annotation of a GenBank genome assembly. Lineage: Eukaryota; Metazoa; Nematoda; Chromadorea; Rhabditida; Onchocercidae.
AUGACAUCAACGGUCGAGGAACGACCCUCUGACAGUUUCGAACGAAAUCAACAGCAACACCUUGCUACGCAGCCAUCCGUUACAUUAAAAAAUACGACUGUCAUGCAAGAUAUUUGUUCCGGUAGUGGUAGUGGUGCAGUGUACACACAGCAACAGAUUACGACGGUAUCAGAUACUAACUGCAUGUACAAUCGACGACAACACCUUUCUACAAUCGAACGACCGAGUAGUAUGAACACAUACCACCAAGACUUAACAACAGAACUAAUACCAUCGACCACCGUUGCUGACAAUAAUAAUGAUCAUUCCGAUGAACAACACUAUUAUACAACAACGGGCCCGCAUCACCAGCAACAUUUUAUACAUAAUGAUUAUACGCCAUCUGGUCUUCCUCAACAACAGCAGAUGACUGCACGGAAUGUAACAACACUGGCUGAAAAAUUGCCUGGAUUACAAGGACAGAGUUGUCAGUUUAUCAGUGCUACUGGGAUUAAUCACAAUGAUGGAACAGGACCUUAUGUGGUAGUGAAUCAACAGUCUAUCGGUACUUGUGAUUAUCUAAACAAUAGUUUAAGCAGUAACGGAAGUGGUAUCGAUAAUAUGGAACCAUGCUCGAAGAUUACAGGUUCAUUGGUAACAAGUGCAAAACAGCAUGAGCCACAGCGUGUAACCUGUGUAUUUAACAGUGAUACUACCAGUGGAAUGAAUAGAGAUAUUAAUGAUGAUGGGGCAAAGCUGCAACGGUUUUACACCACCUCACGGAAUGUCACCUUACAAGGUACAUUAGGAGCGAAUGGUCCGAUAAUAACGGGUCAGCGAACUUAUUUGCUUGGUAGUACCAGUAACAGUAGAAGCAGUAACAAUGGCAGCGGAAGGCAAAUGGAUGCAAUGAAUAUAUCAAAAAAUUAUGUUAUCUCCUCAGGAAAUAGCUGUCAAGAACAGCAGCAUUAUGUUCCUAUACGAUCAUCAUUCAGAUCGUCAGGUACAACUGAACGAAAGUCAAAUCGUUCAUCGUCCAAAAAGGAACCAAUGGAUCCAAAGAAUGUUGAAGAAGAAGUGGCUAGAAAUGUUUCACAGAUUCUGAGUGCAUCACUGAAUCAGAAGUCAUCAUCAUCAGGUUUUGCAUCAACAACAAGUGGAUCUGGUGCAAAUGUACAGUCGUCCACCAGCAGCACUACUGCUACGUCAGCUCCUUCAACAACAACUAAGAAAUCAUUUACUUGUGCUGAUUGUCACAAAACUGUAAGCACUUCUCGCAAUUUACAACGUCAUCGGAUGUCGUGCAAAUUGGCACAGGCAUCGUCAAACACAGAGAAAUCGAUGGCAACCGGUGCUGGACAACUUCAGGCAACCGUUAUCACCAUGCCUUUAAAUUCCACACAGAUUAAUGGAUUAUCUGACGCAUAUUCGGCUGAUCAAAAGAGUACAAACAAUGCAACAACGAGUUCGAUCUCGUCAUCAGGAAUAAUACCAGCGUCGAAUAUUAUUCCUACAUCCUACAGUAAUAAUUUAACUACAUCAGUUGGUGAUACGAUUGAUGUGUCAUCAGUCAGCAAUCAGCGAACCACGCAAAUAUAUAACACUCAGUCUGAAAUAAUUGCUUCCGAUGAAAGGUUGAGACCAGUGUGUGAAGAUUCAUAUCUGGACAAGGCAGUAGCAGAGAUGACAAGAAAUGGUGAUUUGAAUACAAUGACUGCUGGAAGACUGGCUUCAAGCUUGUUGGAUGAAGACGACCAUACGUUUUCAACGAUAUCCUUGCCAGCAGCUACAACCACAAUAGAUGGUUCUCAUCCGUUUCAAUCGUCUGUCCAAACAUCUUCGAACAGUGAAUCAAUUAAUCUCCCUAUUUAUACGCAACAGUCAGCGCAAAUCAAAAGACCAGGUACUUCUAUGCAGUUAUACCGAUGCGAGUCAUGCAACAAAACGGUCAGUUCGAGCAGAAGUUUGAAGAGACAUCGUAGUACUUGCAAACAGUUCCAACUUGAAUAUGGGCAGUUGAGACAAAAGUCAGCUGAUAAUAUGAGUCCUACAGCAGACUCUAAAAGUGAACCACUUCUAUUGAAUUCAUCGGUGAAUGCAUUACCAUCUGCACAAGAGCAGCUAUCGCUGCAGCGACAGUCCCUUGCUUGUACUGUUACCGAAUUACCGGUCGUUAGUAAUGUUGUUUCGCCCGCUUCCUGUAGUGUGCCGACUCAAUCAGAAGUUCAGGUCACCGGUAUGGAAAGUGGUGUAGUACAGAAUCGAGCAAGUAGUAAUGGUACAAUAACAGCUGGCACAUCUGUCAGUGCAAAUGUUUGUGAGGACUGUAAUCGAAUUUUAUGUAGUGCAUCGAAUCUGAAACGACAUCGUGCGACUUGUAAAGCGGCAUCUGUUUUUAAAUCCGGAAACUUCAAAAACGAUAUUGUUCAAGAACGACAUCCAGCCUCUAUUCUUGCGACUUCACUGGCCACUGUAGUGGAACAACCGCCCAAGAAGGAACAGCAAUAUGAGAACUUUCAAGUUGAUGACCAUGAAAAUUCAAUGCUUGAUCGUUCAUGUGCUACAUCGCUUGCUGCAACGAAAGAGGCAAUACCACAAAGUGUUCUUAUAACUGCAGCUACCAUCGACACUGCCACUUAUUCCAACGCAAAUGCAUCACAUCAGCGGUCAAGCAGUGAUGCAUCGGUUACUUAUAUCACAUAUGAUGUUGCUAAUGUAACGUCACUGCAGCAACAACAUAUAACAGGAUUGCAGCCAGUUUCGCAGCUGGAAUCGCUGAAACUCGGAACCGCUAAAGCUAAGCCAUGGAUAACUGUUGGCGAGCAUUUGCGAGCACGACAUAAUCAGCGUGUCAUCCAGCAGCGACAACAGCAGCAGCAACAAAAACAUCAACAACAACAAAUAACAGAAAUGCAGCGACAGUGUGAAUCAACUACAUCUUAUGUACCGGAAACAUUGGGUACCUAUGCGCAAGCAAUAACAGUGCCGAUUGCUUAUGCCGAAGACACUAUUUCAGCUCGGUUAAGGCAGCAGCUUCCGGGCUCUGUAUUGACAUGCAGUGAGAAUGAUGUCGGCAAUGGUGAUCAAUCUUCGAAUCAGCUAAACUUGAAGCAUAAUGCUACAAAACAGCUUUCUUAUUAUACAACGAGGGUACAUUAUGAUGGUGACAGUGGCAUUAUUACUUGUAAUACUUAUGAUCAACAGCAACAAAGGAGAAAUAGUUUUAAAAUGGAAGAACCGUUACUGAGUCCGAAAGAUACAUCUGCACGUGCCUCAGCACCACCAAUUCUAACAACUUCCACUACUCCAAUCAGUUAUUCUGGUACGACACAUGCACAAUUACCAAAAAAUGAGAAAUGUGAAGCUCGGCCAUUGGCAAGUAUUAUCACCACUGCACCACUCUCCACGUCAUGCUCUGCAACUGAUUCAAAUCAGUCCCAACAGCAGCAGACCGCAAAUUCUGCAGUGUUCACUACACCUGUGGUAUGUGGCACCGUACAACCGCAGCAAACACCGCCAUCAGCAUCAACAGCACCUUAUCGGAACAAUGAAAACAUGUCAUCUGCUUCAACUGAUAAUUAUCGUUAUGAGUGCCCUGAAUGUCAGAAAACUUAUUCGUGCCGAAAAAACGUAAAAAGACAUCGUAUAGCAGUCCAUAAAUUAACACCGGAAGAAGUGGCGAAGAUUGAGCCUGUACGAGUAUUGCUUACAAAUGAUAGUGAACAUAAGCAGCGACAACUCCAACAACAGCGACAACGACAACUGCGAUUAUUUCAAACUACCGAAUUAAAGAGUGUCAAAAGUUCGAAAUUGUCAAAUGAAAAAUCAGAUAUGCAGCAGCAACAGCAGCAUUCUUCCGACUUUGGAAAUUGUACAACCCAAUUAGUGCCAAAUGUUAUGCUUUCACAGCAAUUCCAUCUUCAGCUAGAACAGCGGCAACAGCAGCUUCAUCAACGUCAACUGGAAUCGCAACUUCAGCUUCAGCAGGUACAAUUUCAGGAACAGCAGCAGAUUAUAUCAGGAUCUGAUCACUGUCGAGGUUCUGCAGUAGUAACAUCAGUGAUACCUGUAAGUACCAGUUGGACAUCUUGCAUUACAUCCAUGCCACCAUCAACACCGCAGAAUAUUGGUGAAUAUCGGUUGAGCGAAGAAGAAGGUGCACAGCUGGCAGAAAUUGAAGAGGAUCUAAAACGAUCUGCAGAAUACAAAUUGACUGAAGCAGAUAGUGAAUCGGAUAACAGAAGACCGGUGGCUGAAUUAGCAGAAGCAGAUACAACUUUUCAUGAAGAAUAUGAAGAAAGCACUGGACGAUUACAUCCACCAUCGCUAUCAUCAAAUGGUGGGGUUGUUUCACCGCCGUCAAAUCCUCCUUCAAACAGUUCUGCUUCAUCAAACUAUCCUAUCACGAGUCCUGUGGCCCCUCAUGUAUCCUCAGUUAUAUCGGAGAGCGGUGGUUUUGCUGCACAAUUGCCGCCCAUUAAAGCACCACCUCCUUUGUCACCAUCUAACUCUUCGCAGCAGAUGGCGAUGAUGCAAAAUCAGGAAGUGUACCAUCAAUCGCAACUGCGCAUUUCUUUAAAUGAAAGUCAAGCGCCAAAUCCAGUAUCGAUUGGUGGUACUACUGUGUUCACAAAACCAGCAAACAUUGUUCGUUCGCAAUAUCCUCCAUCUACAAAGUCUCCCUCAAUGAGAAAUUAUUUUCACUCAUCAGUGAAGCAGAAGCAACAUAUAUGCGUUGAUUGUAAUAGGGCACUUUCCUCCGAUUAUUCGCUUAAACGACAUCGUUCAACGUGUGUUGAAGCGAAGGCUGCAGCUGCAGCAAAAGCAAUGGAUACGGCGACUUCUGGUGUAGACAUGCGCAAUGAUGAAUGCACAAAAACACUCCCAGAGCAUUAUAAUGACGCCGGCAGUUCGAGGUCAUCUAUGCUUUCGAACGAGCCAACAGCGAAAGAAUCUUCGUGUAUAAACGCGUCAUCUUACGGACCGAGCGAUUCAGAAUUGCGUGUAUCACAGCAGCUUACGCCAGUAUCUGCAAAAAAUACCGAUAUAAUAUUACCUCAGACAUAUUCUUCGUAUGACGAAGAUGCGGAUAAUGGUGUGCUGUGUCGUGUUUGUGAUUGCUGGUUACCUGGGCAGCGGGAAUUCGAUCGCCAUUGCGAUGAACUGCAUCCAGUUGCUGCUGAUCCAGAUAGUACAACCGUACCACAAACAUUUGAACAGACAUCGCUGUCAUCCGGAUCAAUAAUGUUGAGCACAGCGAUUUCAUCGGAAGUGAAUUUGAAUCCGUCUGGUCCAUACUGUGCUGCUGCUGCAAACCGAAAGCGAGUGUCUUCGGAUCCUCUUGAAUCCGGAAGCUAUUUUAGCGCUAAAAGUGGGCGUCAUUUAUGUCAGACAUGUGGUAAAUAUUAUUCGUCAGAAUGGAAUUUAGAAAGACAUCGACGAGAAAGUUGUCCACUGCACAUGAAACGAAUAAAAAGUGUUGCUGAUGAGAAGACAAGAUUGGCGAAAUUGGAGCCAGUGGACUUGUUGCAGUUUCAGACAACUGUAAGUACCAGAUGGGUGGAUGACUGCGCUUUGAUUGUCGGUGAAUCUCGAAUUGGUGUUCCAAGAGCGAUGCUUUCGAGAGCUUCAACAUAUUUCUCAUCUUUGUUUCAAUAUUAUGAAAAUCACAGCGAUGUUCCACUGCCAGUUCCUGUUGAUCCCAUCGCAUUUCAUCAAGCUAUAGAAGCAUUUAAGGGUCGAUUACAACUUGACGGCAAAAAUAUUGACUGCAUAUUAUUCAUGGCAGAUAAAUUCAAAAUUAAACCUCUUUAUGAUCGAUGUGAACGUUUUAUCGCCGAAAAAUUGCCUUCAUCAUCAGUGAUGCAUGCGAUCCGGCUAGCAGAACAGUAUCGAAUGUGUGAAAUAAAACAGGCGCUGUUCGAUUCGAUUUCUAUAGAUGUAUUUCGUAGUCUUGCAGCGGAUGAAGAUUACAGGCAGAUGGGUGCAGAACUGAAAGCUGAACUUUUGGAAAAGUGGGGCACUUUCUUAUAA